This is a messenger RNA of Striga hermonthica, 2280 nucleotides long. Lineage: Eukaryota; Viridiplantae; Streptophyta; Magnoliopsida; Lamiales; Orobanchaceae. The record is from the annotation of a GenBank genome assembly.
AUGGAGGUGUCUAUUUCAUUUGGCAGAUUUGAGAAUGACACACCCUCUUGGGAAAAAUGGUCAUUUUUCACAACAAACAAGCAUUUAGACGAAAUCGUACGCUUGUCGAAACCCGGCUCGGUUGCCCGAAAGGCGGCCUACUUCGACGAAUACUACAAAAAGAUCGCCGCGGCUAGAAAAGCCAAGGAGCUUGAGCUAGGUAAAGAGCUCGAGAAGGAAAAAUCGGCGAACGCUAAUUUGAGCGUAGAAGAGCCAAGAACAUGCGAUCACGUCCGAAAAUCAUCGGGGAUUGGUGUAGAUAUCGGCUUAUCUAACGGUGAUAGAUUGUUUGAUAAAGUUAUUAAUGAGAUGACAGGUCGUAGUUCCGGGUCUCGUGGAUUAGCGGUUGGUGAUAGCAAAUCAAACUAUAAAAGAUUGAGUGGUCGAUUAGGGGAAGAGAUUCUUCGCAAGGGCUCUAAGAAGGCGGUGGAUAAACUUUCGGAAAGGAAAAACGGUGUCGAGAGAUCGACUUUGUUGAAAACGGGGAAUUCUAAAAGUUUGAGUGGCAGAUUUGGGGAAGAGAUUCUUCAUAAGGACUCUAAGAAGAUGGUGGAGAAACUUCCGAAAAGGAAAAAUGGCAUCGAGAGAUUAACUCUGCCAAAAACAGGGAAUUCUAAAAGAUUGAGUGGUAGAUUAGGGGAAGUGAUUCUUGAUAAGGGCUCUAAGAAGACGAUGGAGAAACUUUCAGAAAGGAAAAAGGGCGUCGAGAGAUCGACUCUUUCAAAAACGGAAAAUUCUAAUAGUUUGAGUGGUAGAUUAGGGGAAGAGAUUCUUCAUAAGGGCACUAAGAAGAUGGUGGAGAAACUUUCAGAAAGGAAAAAUGGUGUCGAGAGGUCGACUCUGCCGAAAACUGGGAAUCCUAAGAGAUUGAGUGGUAGAUUAGGGGAAGAUAUUCUUCCUAAGGGCUCUAAGAAGACUGUGGGGAAACUUUUGAAAAGAAAAAAUGACGUUGAGAGAUCGACUCUGCCAAAAGCAGGGGAUCCUAGAUUGAGUGGUAGAUUAGGGGAAGAGAUUCUUCGUAAGGGCUCUGAGAAAGCGAUGGAGAAACCUUCAGAAAGGAAAAAUGACAUCAAGAGAUCGACUCUUUCGAAAUCGGGAAAUCCUAAGAGAUUGAUCGAUAGAUUAGAGGAAGAGAUUCUUCAUAAUGGCUCUACGAAAAUGGUGGAGAAACUUUUGGAAAGAAAAAAUAGCAUCGAGCGAUCUACUCUGUCUAAAACUGGGAAUUCUAAGUCGAAUGCUCGUGGAAUGGAUCAAAAGGUACUUCCAACAACAAAGGGAAGAAACCCGAGCAUGGCUGAGAAGAAAGUUGUACCACAUGCAUUGCCUGCGCCCACUCCUAGACCUAAGACGACAACUUUAGCAACCUUGUCCGGCUCGAAACAAUUAAAGAAUAAGGCAAAUCCAACUAAAAAGGAACGAAAUUUAGGUGCGACCGAGAAGAAAGUUGUACCAUGUUCUACUCCGUUGUCGACACAUGUUGAUGCAAAGGCAAAAUUGACAACCUUAUCCUCCGAAACCCUGUUGAAAAACAAGGCAAGCUUGUCACCAUUGCGAAAAACCACUAAUCUUCUCAAAAGAGAAAAAACAAGCCAAAAGGUAACUCCGAAAAAGGAACAAAAUUCGACUGUGCCAAAGAAGAAAGUUGGGCCACAUGCAGUGCCGGUUUCCGCUACUAUACAACCAAAGCCAACAUCAACAUCAAAGACUUUAGCCAAACCAUCUGAAAAGAAGGUCCAAAGGUCGCUAACUGACGCAAGUCAUAAUCCAAAGGCAACUCCAACAAGAAAAUCUUCGCCUGUUCAGCCUAUAGAUAGAAAGUCUUCGAAAACGGACAAAAUGGGAGAGAAGGACUUUGCUAAACGAACGGUCAAGACUUUGAAAGAUCGCACGAACGGCCCUUCGUCGCCCGACAAAAUCACCAAUACGCGAAAGCAGGCGACACUUGCUAAUGUCGAGACGAAAACAUCCAAUUCUCUCAUUGUUAGCAAGGAGAACAAAAGAUCAAAAAGAGAAGCUGAAGGCAGGGCAACUCAAGAAACUCCAUUAGGAAAUAAAUCAAAGCCUUUGGUCUUUAGGAAAUUGGAAGUAAAAUCAAUUGUCAAAGUGGCAGAAAAUGGACCAGUUAGAGCAAAAUCGAAGGAGGUAAAACAGUCUCCGACUAAACCGUCAAUUAAAUCGCCCAAUUUGAAGGCCAAACCUUUGCCAUCUUCUUACAGAGGUCAAAUGAAUGGACAGUGUUGA